Molecule: messenger RNA, 978 nt
Organism: Heterostelium album PN500
Lineage: Eukaryota; Evosea; Eumycetozoa; Acytosteliales; Acytosteliaceae
Exons: 2
Coding region: 1-978 (325 amino acids)
Molecular function (GO): zinc ion binding; DNA binding
Source: RefSeq, a predicted model, not a curated record
AUGAGUAGUUCACUAAAUGAAAAAGUAGAUAACGAACAGAAUGCGACAGAGAGUAAUAUAGGCACUUCAACAACCAAUACCAAUAAUAACAAUAACAACAAUAUAGAGAGUAAAGAAGAUAAAGAUAAACAAAUGGAACAACAACAACAACAACAACAACAGCAACAAAAAGAACCAACACCAUCUGAACCAGCAAAAGCUGAGUUAUGUAAAAAUAAUUGUGGAUUCUAUGGUAAUCCAAAAACAAGAGGACUUUGUUCAACAUGUUAUAAUAAAGAAUUGAAAAAUGAACUACAACAACAACCUCCACACAUUUCGAUUGCAUCGGCAAUGGCAACUUCACCGGACAAACCAAAAGCAGGAACAAAAAGAUCAAUUUAUGAAGCAACUUAUUUUGACCAACAAUUGAAUAGUAGUAAUAAUAAUAAUAAUAUAGUAACUAAUACAACAACAACAACAACAACAACAGCUACAACAACUACAACAAACGAAAUACCACUUUCAUCUUCACCAGCUUCAUCAUCUUUUUCCUCUUCAUCUUUAACACCAACCAAACAGAUUCCACAGAUUUCCACAAAAGAUUCUUCUCUAGGCAGUGGAAAUAGCAGCAACAGUAGUGGUGGUGGUAGUCCGAGUAGUAGUGGCAGUAGCAACGUUUUAUUAACACCAACUAAAUCAGCACCGAUUCCGAUUGGCGGUGCCAGUCCAUCAUCACCGCAGACACUCAACAAUUCGCCGUCCGUGUCUUCACCAGUUGGAUCACCCUCUGGCAAAGAAUCGGCCAAGUGUGCUUAUGAUAACUGUGGAAAACGAUUACCGGGUAUAAUGAGCGAAUCAAAUCGAUGUAGAUGCGGUGGCACCUACUGUGGUAAACAUAUGCACAACCAUGAAUGUCAAUUCGACUACAAAUCCAUGGCGAAAACGACGAUUGCAAAAGCGAAUCCACAGAUCAUGGCAAACAAAAUUGUUAAACUUUGA